Cygnus atratus (black swan) is the source of this 2297-nucleotide messenger RNA. RefSeq names its product ubiquitin conjugating enzyme E2 D3 (gene UBE2D3). NCBI's taxonomy places the organism in Eukaryota, Metazoa, Chordata, Aves, Anseriformes, Anatidae. The transcript is spliced from 7 exons. The record is from RefSeq and is a predicted model, not a curated record. Bases 542 to 1009 code for a protein of 155 amino acids. Gene Ontology annotation, molecular function: ubiquitin conjugating enzyme activity. Gene Ontology annotation, biological process: ubiquitin-dependent protein catabolic process; protein K11-linked ubiquitination. Gene Ontology annotation, cellular component: nucleus.
GCACAAUCGUGGCCGGGCGGAGCGGCUUUCGCAGCGCGCUCGGGAAGGAAAAAAAAAAAAAAAAAAAAAAAACGAAAAAAAAAAAGGCGGAGGUGAGGGAAGUUUAAAGCGCUGCCCGCUGACGGGAAGGGCCCCUCGGCACGCCGGCUGCUUCAGCGCUGCCUCCCGGGAGCGAUCGCGGCCCCCGCAGCCCGGCCCCCCCCGGUGCCCUCGGCAAGAUGGCAGAAAGUCGGCGUGUCCCGGCACCUCGGGGCGCCCCGGGGGCCUGCUGCCUUCCACGGCCCCGCCGUGGGCUCGAUCUCCCUCCCCGGCCGUGCUUCCGGGGCUGUUUCGGUCGGAGCGAGCCGCUUCGUCAGGCGUGCGUCGGUGGAUGGCUCCCUGUUAGCUCGGGAAACACAAAACGUGUUGUGGGGUCGUGUGGCCAAGUGGAUCGUCCUCAGAUCGCAAAACGAUCCCUUUCGAAUACGCCAUCAGGACUUGUUCCCCUGUGUUGAGCGGGUGAUAUCACUUGGGUUGAAGCACGGCUAGGAUACUCCCUGGUAUGCUUUGUCAUCAACUCAUGCUUAUGAAACGCAGCCGGGCGCUGCAGGAACUUAGUGACUUAGCCCGUGAUCCUCCAGCACAGUGUUCAGCAGGUCCCGUUGGAGAUGACAUGUUUCAUUGGCAAGCCACAAUUAUGGGACCUAAUGACAGUCCAUAUCAGGGUGGUGUAUUCUUCUUGACAAUUCACUUUCCUACAGACUACCCUUUCAAACCACCUAAGGUUGCAUUUACAACAAGAAUCUAUCAUCCAAAUAUUAACAGUAAUGGCAGCAUUUGUCUCGAUAUUCUAAGAUCACAGUGGUCUCCUGCUUUAACUAUUUCUAAAGUUCUCUUAUCCAUUUGUUCACUGUUAUGUGAUCCAAAUCCAGAUGACCCGCUAGUGCCAGAGAUUGCACGUAUCUAUAAAACAGACAGAGACAAGUACAACAGAAUAUCUCGGGAAUGGACUCAGAAGUAUGCCAUGUGAUGCUACCUUAAAGUCAGAAUAACCUGCAUUAUAGCUGGAAUAAACUUUAAAUUACUGUUCCUUUUUUGAUUUUCUUAUCCGGCUGCUCCCCUAUCAGACCUCAUCUUUUUUAUUUUUUUGUUUACCUCCUUCCAUUCAUGCACAUGCUCAUCUGAGAAGACUUUAGUUCUUCCAGCUUUGGACAAUAACUGCUUUUAGAAUCUGUAAAGUAGUUACACAAGAACGAUUGCCCAAGAUUCUGAAUAUUUUUUUUUAAUGGAGCAUGUGUAUUAUGUGGCCAAUGUCUUCAUUCUAACUUGGUUAUGAGAUUAAAAAACAAACAUUCCUCACUGCUCUAACAGAUACUGAAGAUACCACCUGAAAGGGGGGAGGGGAGAUGGAUGUUCAGUUUUCACCCAUCAAAGAAGUAACUUCGCUGUAGCAACAUCCAUCUUGUUCCAAACCUUCCAGUGUUAGAGAACUGAGGUUUUAUUAUAUAUUUUUGCUCAUAACUGAUGUGUCUGGAGAAUUGGUACUGAAUCUAUAGCAUCAGCAGAACAGAAAAUGUGAUGUAUCUUAUGCAUGUCAAUAAAGGAAUGACCAGUUCUUGUUUUACAGAGAAUGGAAAUUGGAAGUCAAACAUCCCUUGUAUUCCAAAAUAGGGUCUAAGAACAUUUUUGUAAUUCAUUUAAAUUUUGUUAGGAGGCUUGGAGCUAUUAGUUAAUCUGUCUUCCAAAACACUGUUUAAUAUAGCACUGAAUAAAUGAUGCAAGUUGUCAAUGGAUGAGUGAUCAACUAAUAGCUCUACUAGUAAUUGAUUUAUUUUCUUCAAUAAAGUUGCAUAAACCAAUGAGUUAGCUGCCUGGAUUAAUCAAUAUGGGAAACAAAAUCUUUUGUAAAAGCAAAGCUGGUUUUUGUAUAUACUGUUGGGAUUUGCCUCAUUGUUUAACAUCAAAUAAUGAUGUGAAGUUCAAUAGAGUGAAUCUUUUGCCAUUUUCAGUUAUAAUGCUCAGUCUGUUGCAGGUUGACACAUUGUUCGGCCUGAUGUAUGCAGAAUUAAUAAGCUAACCUAGUAGUGUAGCCUUAGUAGUGUGCUACACAUGGUGCUGGGAGCCCAGCGUUCAAGGAUGGACUGGGGACCCAGCAGAUCUGAAGUGGUGUAUUGUGGAGACACUUCCUGAUGCACCUGUGUUUGCUGACUGAGAACCUUUUUCUUCACCUUGUACACUUGACAGCUGAAAGAUCUUAAUGUGGGAGUAAUGAUGAGGCAAAAAAAAAUAUAAAAUAAAGUACUGUUUUGAUGUGGGAA